This is a messenger RNA of Suillus paluster, 1158 nucleotides long. RefSeq lists its product as uncharacterized. The record is from RefSeq and is a predicted model, not a curated record. The coding region runs from base 251 to 1045 and encodes 264 amino acids. NCBI's taxonomy places the organism in Eukaryota, Fungi, Basidiomycota, Agaricomycetes, Boletales, Suillaceae. The transcript has 3 exons.
UAUUCGGCCUCAUUCUCCUCCGUGAUGCGGAGGCAAUAAAUGUUCUAUGUAUGAUACUGCCCAUUUACUCAGGGUGCCUGCUAGUGGGAAAUACCUUUGAUGGUUUUCUUGGCCUCUAAAUCUACUGAAUUUCGUCAGUUGGUCAUUCAUUUCCGUGGCCAUUGGGGCAGGCUAGCGCGUCUGUCUCUCGCCAGAGACUACAUAAUGACUCCCUGGGCUGAUCAGAUGCCUAUCAUCGUCUUAUUUUCUAAUGGACAACAUGCCUGAUAAUUUUUGGAAGCAACAUUCAGAACUAUAUGCACACGUUGAGGUGUCUGGGUAUCCAAGAUGUACGAUCAACGAGGUAUGUUCGGCUGGGAGCAUGCAAGAUAGUCCUUUUCUUCUUUUUUCUUCUUCUUUUCUUUUCAUGCAGCCUCAACAGAACGCCACGCAUCCGGAAUCUGGGAAUCCGCACAACAAUGAUACUGUAUCCUCUGUGAUGCAGUGUCACGCUCAGCCGAAGACUAGUUUCUGGCCAUCGUCUAGCGGUGACCUGCGUGAUGACGACUCAUCGUUAAGCAGCGUCUUGUCACCGUCGAGUUCUCUCAGAACAGCUGUGACUCAGCAUGAUGUUCGAAGCAGUGCGGCUGGGCGAACUUGGCGCAACAGUCUCAGUGGUUUACCCGACUAUUUGCACACAAACGAUCCGCAACUGCAUACCAACACAACAUCGCACGGGACUAGCCAAUUCCCCACUGCGCCCUUGCAUCACCACUGGGUGCCGCAGCACGAUACCCUACCUCAGGAACUUCCAUUCAAUAGUGGUUUAUCACAGGUGCAUUGUUUAUGGACUAACAGUCAAGGCCGGUGCAACAUUACCGCGAGUACGGUUAAGAGCAUGCUGAAGCACCUAUCGAUAUGCCAUCUUGAGCCUCAUCAGCCACCCGCCAGUCAGGUACAAUGUCUAUUUGAGGGCUGCUCAAAGACCAUGAGGCGAGACACGAUCCUCCGGCACAUCCGAGAGAUGCAUUGCGGGGACAAGUCUCGCUCUCAGCGCCCUUCUUGAUGACUUGGAUCACUCACUAGAUCACAUACAUUUUUACAUAUUCAUGACCAUGAUCUGUUAUUAUACACUCCGUUGUGUCCGCUGUCGUGCUCUCGUUUUCAUCGUGCCUUCUG